Molecule: messenger RNA, 2412 nt
Organism: Salvelinus fontinalis (brook trout)
Lineage: Eukaryota; Metazoa; Chordata; Actinopteri; Salmoniformes; Salmonidae
Product: rab GTPase-activating protein 1-like
Exons: 8
Coding region: 919-1974 (351 amino acids)
Source: RefSeq, a predicted model, not a curated record
UCCGCUGCUGUACCUGCCUGCUAGCUGGAGUGUGUCUGUGUGUGUAGUCCACUGCUGUACCUGCCUGCUAGCUAGAGUGUGUCUGUGUGUGUAGUCCACUGCUGUACCUGCCUGCUAGCUAGAGUGUGUCUGUGUGUGUAGUCCACUGCUGUACCUGCCUGCUAGCUGGAGUGUGUCUGUGUGUGUAGUCCACUGCUGUACCUGCCUGCUAGCUAGAGUGUGUCUGUGUGUGUAGUCCACUGCUGUUACUGCCUGCUAGUUAGAGUGUGUCUGUGUGUGUAGUCCACUGCUGUACCUGCCUGCUAGCUAGAGUGUGUCUGUGUGUGUAGUCCACUGCUGUACCUGCCUGCUAGCUAGAGUGUGUCUGUGUGUUUCAUACACAUGUUGGACUAUGCCCUUGGACUUUACCUUUGGACUACCUGAGGAAGUUUACCUGGCUUUCACCUGUUGUCGACGCUCACCAGGUUUUUCACAGGUACUCUGACCUGCUGGAGUUAACCUGUCUCUGGGUGUUGACCUGUGUAUAUCUGACUGACUGGGAGUUACUACCUCUGUUGGAAUUCACCUGUUAGAGGGAGCUCAGCUGUGUAUCAACACGUGCCUCUCUGCUACUGGAGUUUACCUGUGUGAAGGUGUUUACCUGUGUGAAGGUGUUUACCUGUGUGAAGGAGUUUACCUGUGUGAAGGUGUUUACCUGUGUGAAUGUGUUUACCUGUGUGAAGGAGUUUACCUGUGUGAAGGUGUUUACCUGUGUGUCUGGAACACCUGUUGGAAUUCUGACCAACUAAUUCUCCCUCUUGCUUUCUCUCUCUUGCUGGGGUUCACUUACCUCAGAGUAGAGCCCUGCAUCCUCCAGCUGUGUGUGUGUGUGUGUGUGUGUGCGUGUGCGUGUGCGUGUGCGUGUGUGUGUGUGUCAGGAUGAUGGAAGAAGUGUCUAUCAGGGUGGCAUAUGACGCCCACAUCAUAGACCAGAUGACCGAGGAGGAGAUACUGGCCUGCCUGAUGGCCGAGUCUAUACCCAUACACACGGUUCCCAGUAAGAAGGCCACGCUGAGAGAGAACCAGCCGCAACAACAGGAUGACCACAUAGACAGAUACCAGAGGGAGAACCGUCAGCUGCAGCAGGCCAGUCUGCGUCUGGAGCAGGAGAAUGAUGUUCUGGCCCACAGACUGAUCACCAGCAAGAUCUCCCUGAGGACUGACCUGGACCAGGCGGAGGACAGAGUGGAUGAGCUGACCAAAGAGCUGCUGAAGACCAGAAAGAGAUUAAAGAACGCAAAGGAAGAGAAGAGAGGGAAGGAGGAGGAGGCUGCUCAGUUGAAAGAGGUGUUAAGGACAAAGUUGGACAAGGCUGAAUCAGAGGUGAAAAGGAGCUCAGGCAUCAUCUCAGACUACAAACAGAUCUGUUCCCAGCUAACCAGUCGGGUGGAGAGGCUGCAGGCAGCACACAGAGAGGACCUGGACAAACUCAGGAAUGCUGUGCUGGCAUGUUCUCGCUGCCGGCAGGCUCUAGAUUCUACUGUAAUGGAAGGCUUCGGUUUCACAGCCCCGUACCAGAGAAGUAUCAUCACCAGAGAACCAGGCCAGCAGAGAGACCAGGAAACAGAACCAGACCAGCAGACGACUGGUACCAGGGAACAAGACCAGGAGAAGGUGUGUCUGAGUGGCCAGGUCACAGAGCUGGAGAAGGAGCUGGCCCAGACUAAACUACAGAUGGUGGAGGCCAAGUGCAAGAUCCAGGAGCUGGAACACCAGCAGGGGGUGCUGCAACGUGAUCUCCAGGCAGCUAGGAACAGCUGGCUCAGUAAGACUGUGAGCUCCGUACGGUCAGCCGGAGGGGGCCUGCAGAGCAGCAGCCUACCCAGGGGGAGAGCCUCGGCAAUGGGGCGUUCUCUCCAUGGCCUCCCCUUCUCAGCCUGGAGCUCCAGGAGACUGUCGUGGGCCCCCAGGAAGGACCCGGGGGGAGACGUCUGACAGAGAGUUGGAAGGGAGGGGGAGAGACAGCAAGAGGACAUAUUGAGAGUAUAGAUAAUAUGUAUUGGAAUGAUUAUGCAUGUCUAUUGGUGACUGUUUGUUUCUGCAUUCUAGUCCCUAUUUUGGUUUUAUCUUUUAUUGUCAUGUUUGAUUUUCUAUCUUUUCUUAUUGAUACAGGAAUCGUAUGUAUGUUUUAUGUAUUGCUUAGGCUGCAUUGUGUUGUCCCUUUCAUAAAGAGUGUGAAUAACUGAAUCCAAUGAUCAAACCUUACUUCCCAAUGCUAACACUCCUUUCUGCAUGCAUACACACUCACACACUCACACACAAACACACACACACACACACACACACACAUACACACACAAACUCUUAAAACAAAACUCCAAACUGGUAAUACUUGUAUGGAACCCAGUCCUUCAUUAAAAACCUUUCAUUGUG